Molecule: messenger RNA, 279 nt
Organism: Rangifer tarandus platyrhynchus (Svalbard reindeer)
Lineage: Eukaryota; Metazoa; Chordata; Mammalia; Artiodactyla; Cervidae
Source: the annotation of a GenBank genome assembly
AUGGUCUCAGUUCUGGUGACGCUUGUUUUACUGAGCCGUCUGAGGGCGCGAGCACGCGAGGAGCGGGAUGGGACGCGGCUUCCAGCGCGCACCGUGGAGCCCACAUCGCACGCGUCGCAGUGCGAGGCAGAGCCGACUAAAGCAGGGAGCGGGAUGCCAGACCAGCCGGCCAGGAGCAACGCCGCUGGGAGGCAGCCCCUCACUCCGCGUCUGAGCGCUGGGUGGGAUUCUCGCCGAGAGUCGAGCCUCAUUUCUGUCGGCUUCGGAGAGGAGAACUGA